This is a messenger RNA of Cicer arietinum (chickpea), 1261 nucleotides long. RefSeq lists its product as uncharacterized. Gene Ontology annotation, biological process: ubiquitin-dependent protein catabolic process. Gene Ontology annotation, molecular function: SUMO binding; ubiquitin protein ligase activity; SUMO-ubiquitin ligase activity. NCBI's taxonomy places the organism in Eukaryota, Viridiplantae, Streptophyta, Magnoliopsida, Fabales, Fabaceae. Gene Ontology annotation, cellular component: SUMO-targeted ubiquitin ligase complex. The record is from RefSeq and is a predicted model, not a curated record.
UCUUCCGACCCGAGCCCCAUUCUAUCUCCGCUCACAAUACUUUCAUUCUUUCUCUCUUUCUCUCUCUUUCUCUCUCUCUCUCUUCUUCUUUUUUCUUUUUUCAUAAUAGAAGAUCUAUCUCCAUCUUAUGACACAAUCUUUCCCUCUUCCACUCCCAUCCCUCAGAUUAUAUUAACCUCUCUCUCACAAUCUUCCUCACACCACAACGCCAUUUCGCCACAGCCCACAGGUUUCAACUUGGAUUAAGGUAAUUAUUGGUUCCAAUAUGAGCUCUCGGACAAGCAGGGUGCCUGCUGUUAGAAGUUACCGGCGGAGGAAGGCAGUUUUGGACCUUGACCUUAACCGAGUACCGGCUGGUGACAAUCCGGCUGGUGAAAAUCGCGAGCAGGAGGGACCUUCCACUCAGUUGGGGCCUCAAGAAGUAGAAGUUCAAGCUAACCAGCAACCGCUAAUUGUACAACUACCACCUCCCAUGAUUGAUGUGGAGGCCAUUGAUGAUGAUGUUAUUGAAUCAUCCCCAAGGGCUUUUGCUGAGGCUAAAAACAAUUCAAGAAGAAAUCGUGGGAGGACUAUAGUUGAUGUGGAUUUAGAGGAGCAGAGUAGGGUAAUCAACAAUAAUCGCAACAAACGAAGGAGAGAACCUCCAAAUCAAUCAAUUAUUAAUUGUGAUCUUUAUAUAAAUUUGGAAGGCGGUAGCAGCUCUACGUUGGAAAGUGUCAAAAAGCCACCUGAGCCUCCAAAGGAACCUGUCUUCAGUUGUCCAAUAUGUAUGGGCCCUUUGGUGGAAGAAAUGUCGACAAGGUGUGGUCAUAUAUUUUGCAAGACUUGUAUCAAGGCUGCUAUAAGUGCUCAGGCUAAAUGUCCUACCUGUAGAAAAAAGAUUACUGUGAAAGAGCUCAUAAGGGUGUUUCUCCCAACAACUGGUUGAGGAUUUCUGUGCAAGCUGGGCUGAUGAAGAUGAUGGGAGAUGGAAGAAACCUUGUACUUCGGAGAUUACCGAGUGGUUUUGUUGUUUCUAAGUUUCCCUUGGCAGACUAAGUAGCUGUUUGUCUAAGUUAAUUUAUCAUAUAAAUACAUGAAGAUGUUUGGUGCAUACAAUCUCGUGCUCAGCUUUUUUUGAGCUCUCAUGUUCUGAAUCAUUCGUCUAUCUUUUCUUUGUUGUGACCUAUUCUUGACUCCAGGGAUUGAUGUAUGUAUAUUAAAAUUCUUCACGAUUUAUCCAUAGAAUUCGUUUACCCAUUAUUGCAGCAGUUUGGCAUUA